Molecule: messenger RNA, 5250 nt
Organism: Lepisosteus oculatus (spotted gar)
Lineage: Eukaryota; Metazoa; Chordata; Actinopteri; Semionotiformes; Lepisosteidae
Gene: tmem150aa
Product: transmembrane protein 150Aa
Biological process (GO): protein localization to plasma membrane
Cellular component (GO): plasma membrane
Source: RefSeq, a predicted model, not a curated record
GAGGCUUUAGGCAGCCUGUUUCAAAGGAAACAUCAUUGAAGGAUCUGUCUCUGUUACCUGGGUUUCACAAAUGAUUGUGACUACUGUCGUGAUUAUACAGUAUAUACUGUGUUAGUAGUUGGGGGGAAACAGUAAUCUUGUGUUUCAUAACUUUUUGGAGUCUAUUUUCUUCUCCACUUCUGGUAUGCAACUUGCUAAGACUUGUUUUCGUUAGCCCACACAAGCCCAGAGCAAGCUUUCUGAGAAUCUGAAUCUGUCCUGCCCAAGCUCUUUCUUUGUGAUAACUCUGUGAUCUGUGCGGGAAAGGCGUCGUGUCCUGCUUGUUCGUGCUGAGAGGAACGGUCCUAGUACAUCGUGUCCUCGCCUCAAACAACAGUCUGGGAAGGCCGGGGGUGUCAGAUGGUCCAGUCGGCAGCAGGAGCAGACGCAGCAGUAUUGUCCUCCUCAUGUCCCUCCUGUCCAGCCUCCUCUGCUAGUCUCCUCGUCCUGCCCGCCCCGGCCCGGCCCGAUCCCUGUCCCCGCCCCGCCUUCUAGCCUACCUCUUCCUCAUGCUUUGGACGCCCGCGACUCCCCAAUGACUGCCUGGAUCAUUCUCCCCGUCAGCCUCUCUGCCUUCUCCAUCACAGGGAUAUGGAUUGUGUAUGCCAUGGCAGUGAUGAACCAUCAUGUUUGCCCUGUAGAAAACUGGUCGUACAAUGUGUCGUGCUCAGAGGAGACCUCCAAACAAGGCUUUCCAAAGAGCUGCUGCACGCUGCAGGACAUUCCUCUCAUCAGUAAAUGUGGCUCGUUCCCCCCGGAGAGCUGCCUGUUCAGUCUCAUCGGGAAUGUGGGAGCGUUUAUGGUGGUGAUGGUGUGUCUGCUGCGGUACGCCCAGGUGAUCGAGCACAGCCGGCGCUCCUGGGUGAACACCAGCGGCCUCAUUACCGGCUGCACCAACGCCCUGGGUCUCGUCAUGGUGGGGAACUUCCAGGUGGACCACGCCAAGUCCCUGCACUACAUCGGCGCGGGGGUGGCCUUCCCAGCCGGACUGCUGUUUGUGGGUCUGCAGUGUGUGCUCACGUACCGCAUUGCCAUCACCGCGCUGGACUACUGGAUGGCACACGUGCGUGUGGGGCUCACCGUUGUGGCCUUAAUCUCCCUCAUCCUGAGUGGGGUCUUCUUCAUCCACGAGAGCUUCCACCUCCAGCAUGCUGCGGCCAUCUGCGAGUGGAUCUUCACAGUUGACAUCCUGGUCUUCUACGGCACUUUCACCUACGAGUUCGGCGCCGUGACCAACGACACCAUGAUAAUGGCCCUGCAGCGCAACCAGGGCCCCGGGGGCAUCGGGGGCAAGAGCUGCAAGUCUCCGGGCAGCAGCAGCACCUCCACCCAUCUCAACUGCAACCCCGAGAGCAUCGCCAUGUUGUAGCCCCCCCCCUGUCCUGCAGCUCGCCGGCUCCCCCUGCUGGAUCCUCAUAGGCGGUGCUCUGGAACCGCGGGGGGCAGUGUGGUUGGUGUGGUGUUGGGGCAUCAUGCAAACGCUAGGCACAGCCCAUAAAACGCUAAAAUGUACCUCAGUUUUGUAUCGGAGUAACGCGACGUGGCUCAAAUCUAAGUAGUAAUAGAGGUGAGCACCACGAAAAAGUUUCAGAUUGUACUGUGGUAUAUUACUGUGUAGGGAACAGUUGGUAUUGCAGUCUCAGUAUUAUAUAUAUGGGUAACUGUAAUUAUUUAAGGCAUUCUGUUGUUUGUGGAUUAAAUUGUGGAUACGCACAUGGUUCCUCCCUACGUAGUCUCACAGGUGUAAUGCAUCAUGGUUGAUAACGGGUGACACCUGACUUUUUGUUUCUCCAAUGUUUACUCUGCAGAGUCUUUAGGGACUGUGGAGAAGUUCAGAGUUUUUUUAGUAACAAAAGUAGCCCCCCUGGACUGUAGAAUACGUGAACUCUUAAGCAGACAUUUGAUCUGAGCCUCUACGUACACACACCUUAUUCCACUGAUGAUUUCUUACAAACAACAGACUGUAGGAGCUGCUGUACAAGUUACCCUGUAUGUAUAUUGAACGCAGUACUUGAGGUCAGGCUCACGAUGACUGCUGUAAAUUGUGGUCUUUUUAAAAGCUUGAGGAGUUGCUGUGUGCUUAUUUUGUAAGCUAAAAGCCAUCAACCUGCAUAGCUGUGAGCUAUCACAGCACGUAUGAAACAAUCAUGUAAGGUUCUGUUUCCCUGUAGUUUUUGGACCUUUUUUGGCUAACAGGAUCUUGUUGGGUCUUAGUGUUUUUUUUUUUAAUUUGCCUCUUGGCAUGAAAAAUAGAUAUAAAAAUGAUGCUAUAUUGCUGACAGUGUUGGCUAUCAGUUUAUUGAUUCCCUUUGAUUUAAAAAUGUUUUAAAUUGUUUUGUUUUUUAGUCACCAAAUGGUUAUCCCCCAAGAAAAUUCAUUGAGUCUCUUGGACCGAAUGAGGCUUUUCUGUGGUAGCCUCUUGACCAGCACUAGUCCUCAGAAGCUUUAAGAAGACCUCAUUUUAUUUGGCACUGCAUGAUCAACACACAAAGGCCAAAGAUCUCAGUCUGCUGUUUCAAGCAUCAGGUCUGUAGAAACUUGGAACUGUGGAAUUUCUGAUUGACACAGUUCCAUAUUUUAUUUAGUUAAGAGUUAAACAGUCUAGUUGAAAAUUUACAGGCCUGAAAGAAAGUAGGCUGAAGUCUAGAUACAAAGCUCAUUAUUUUUGGUCUGAGGGAAUAAAACUGCUUUCACGAUCACGAUCUCUGAGCUCAAACUGCCAAGUACUUUAGACAUUUGAACUGCGUGUUGCAUUAAACAUGCAGCAUCAUUCACAACACCAUUAAGAGUGAGGUCUUUGGCCUAAGGCACUUUGGUCAAACCUGUGUGCAUUUUGGUGUUGCAAAUUUCUUGCGCGUUCUUGUUUAUUGUUUAAAAAAAAAAUUUAGGCUGGGGAAAGCAAAAAUAGCCCAGAUUCAAAUUUCUCAUCUUUUGUUUUCUGUUUGCUGUGUGUCCUGCUGAACAUGUUGAUGUGCUGUUGGAAACUAAAAGCCAUAGAAGCAGACAGGCUAGUGGGAAGCAUGCAGUGCGCACAGGAGAGCUGUGACUCUUGCCUGCCUUGCUUACUCGCUGUUGGUAAGCGUGUUGUGAUAAGGGUUGGAUGUUUGCUUUUUUUUUUAACGAAAAAGCAUUGGUACUUUUUGUUUUUUAACUGUGUUUGUAUGCCAUAUCCCAUGCACUCGUGUGGGCAGCGGUUUCAGUUGCUUCCGUCACUUUCUCCACGGAAGGUGCCCCCAGGCCUCGGAGGCAUGCUGGGACUCUGGAAAGGGCGAAAAUAUUUCUUUGAUUCUCACAGAAGCAUUACAUGAGAUUUCCUGAAAAUCGCAAUGGUCGUGGUAUAAAUCGGCAGCUACACCUCUCCCGUUUUUGAUUGCGUCUGACAACAGCACCAGCAUCGCAGUCCAUAUGAGCCAGUUUAUAUUCUCCUCGGUGUCCAGUUUUGUUUCCUGCAAGGCCCCAUUUUUGAGCUGUUGCGUUGCUAGGCUACGCCGCCAGAUGUAACCUGUCUUGUGUCUUGGCCAGCCCUUCUCUCAGGCCGCUAAGUUGACUUUGCGCAGAGUGUGUUUCAAAGGUCCCCUGGCCUGUCUGUGGUACACAAAUCUCCCUCAUGCCCCCGUUUCCUUGUUGCAGUCCUGCCAAUUUUUUUUUCCGGUACUGCCGUCUUCACUUUGCAUUUAUUUGUUUUUUUAACAUGGGGAACACUGCUAGAAUGCUUUGUCUUUCACUUCAGAGAAAGGGGACUGUUUGAGGGGUUCAGUGGCUUUGCUGAUCCAGGGCCCAGGCUGGUUGGUAAGGCAGCCACAGUACUUGUUUCAGAACAGGGAAACCAGUUAAUGGCGCUGUAUAACAAUGGUGGUUUUUUUCUGUAUAAUAAUAUAAACUUCAAGGCUGGUUCCUUGAACGGUGCAGAAGUUACAAUUUUCUAGUUUUUAGGAUUUCUAGUAUUAAGAGUCCAGAAUAUGGCUCUACACGUGCUGUACAUUUCCACUGUGUUUCCACUGUGAAUUCAGUGUAUGUUAUCAAACUAAUGGAGAGGAGCUGCCAGCUGUGGGAUUGUGUCAGAGUCUGCACAUCCCAUGAGUUCAGAAUUUAUGGAGGGGGAAUUCGUUAUGUUAUACAGCACCACCUCCCUGUGGUAACAAGGAUACAGCUGCAGUUGAAAGUAAAGCUUCCGUACAGCUAUCUGUGCAUUUUAAAACUUGUUAAACAGUUGCACUAUGCUUACUCCUGUAACAAGAACAUUUGUUAUUGCAAAGCUCAGAAAAUCAACCUACUUUGAAAUUCCCUUUUCUAACCUCAAGACAAACACCAGCUACCUUCAUUGACCAUAGGAGGGCACUGCAGUGGCGACUGAGAUUUCCUGCGGGGUUGUGGGUCUGAAAUUCCCAGCUUCCACAGUGAAAUGGCGAAUACACCAGCCUCCGCUCACGCUACUAAGACUUUGCCAAAUGUCAGUAUUCAACGGUGCCCGUUUCUUUCUGUGGCGCUGAGAGUUUUCUGUGCCCCAGUGGCUGUGAACACUAAAUGUUUGCUUUGUAGCCAAAGCGUCCUCCCCAUUGCUGCCGUUGUGAUCUCACUGUCGGGAGACAGGAGGCCGGCGGCUCACCCUGCCCCAUCCCCCCUGACACUGUGCUGCCGACUGGUAGGGAAGUGCUGGAAGGGGUUCUUCUGUGCGUGCUUCUGGAUUUCUGCCCGCACAACCAGUCAGGACAGGCUGGAGUAGUUUUUCUGCUUGGAAGGGCUUGUGAGUUUUAAGGAGCUGGGGACGGGAUAACUCCAGGGCCCCUUUGCAUUUAAGAGUUUUGUUUGUUUGUUUUUUUUUAUAAAAAAUGUGUUCUUCUCAAUGCAUUCAUUUCAGGUUUCCUUUACUUGUGUGUUCCACAUUAAUACUGAGUUUUGCUCUGAAACCUCACUCAGUGCUAGCAGUUGUUUUGUGAAUAGUUCCCUGCCAAAUUGGGGGGGGUGGGCUGCUUUCGUUGUUCAUAACUCCACCACCUAGCUGCUGUCUAGGCUGGCCAGUUCAUCACAAGAUUUAAGGUUGGACCCUGUCUCGUGGCGAAGAUCUUGAGCAAAUCUCCUGUGUGUAUCAGCUGGCCUUUUCAUUCUUGUUUGCCACCCACAGUUUCACUUCACUGGAAUGUUUAUUUCCUGUUUGUCUGGUCUUCAUAAUCAAGAGUUUAUGGAAGCCGGAAUUAAAAAUGAUUUUGUUAA